UUAGCACAAUCAGUCAAUCCAACUCGUUCAAUCCAUCCAAAUUUUCGGCGAUCAUUUGCUACUAUUACUAAUCAACCUAAACAUUCGAUACCUGAUCCGAAAGAUUGUUCUAAAAUAACACCAAACUAUGCAAAGUUGAUUGAAAAUUUGUCAAUUGUUCGCAAAAGAAUUGUUGGUGAUCAACCUUUGACUUUAGCUGAAAAAAUAUUGUACGCUCAUAUAUGGGAUCCAAAAGAAAUUGAUAGUAUUGUCAAAGGUGAAACUUACUUGAAAUUAAAACCUGAUAGAGUGGCGAUGCAAGAUGCGUCAUCUCAAACUGCCAUUCUUCAAUUUAUGCUUGCUGGAAUGCCAUCAACGGCUAUUCCAACGUCUAUACAUUGUGAUCAUUUGAUUGAGGCACAUGAAGGUAGUGACAAAGACCUGAAGACUGCUGAAAUAACAAGUAAAGAAAUAUUUGAUUUUUUAAAAAGUGCAUCUGAAAAAUAUGGAAUAGAAUUUUGGAAACCAGGAAGUGGAAUUAUUCAUCAAAUAGUUUUGGAAAAUUAUGCCGCUCCUGGUGCUCUUAUGAUUGGAACUGGUAAUUGA
Messenger RNA from Racocetra persica, 585 nucleotides. Lineage: Eukaryota; Fungi; Glomeromycota; Glomeromycetes; Diversisporales; Gigasporaceae. The record is from the annotation of a GenBank genome assembly.